AUGCAGCAACGCCUUCAUCGUUUGCAUCAUCCUUUUGCUGUAUUUUCAUUGGUUGUAGCUUUUGACCUCGUCAUUGAAGACAUCAUUUUGAUGGCAUUACUAUCGGUUGGAACGAGUAGUCGUAGCUGCCAUUAUCCUCUACGACGUGUCGCCUACUCGGCAUCAUGCCAAUUUCAUCAUCAUUACUAUGAUGAGAAUUCUUCAACAUGGCAACCAAAUCAUCAUUUCCGUGACUUUUAUUACCCUACGAAUACUGGACUGUCUAGGUUGCAAUCCAAGAUAAAUCAUCAACGACAGAUAACUACUUGGCAAUCGCCUCUUGUUGCCAAUCAUAAGGAAUCAUUCAUGUUAGCUUGCCCCCCACCUGGUAAUGAUAUGAGCGCUUAUCGUAAAAACUCGUCCUCGCUGAUGGCAUAUCCAACAUCCAACAAAGCAUCAUGGAACCAUGGCAUCGUCAAUACGCGUCGAUCAAAAAACUCCAGCAAUUCGACUCUCUUAACCGACAGUGAUAAAAUGAAAUCUGGUGUCAAGCUACCUGUAAUAAAAGACAAAUUAGCUGGUCGUGUAAUAAAUGAUUGCAAUCAUUUACAUUGUGAGUUAGGAUUAAAUAAUUGGAUUUCAAAGGGAUAUCAUCGAAAUAAACUACCCCAAUCGAAGGAUCCAUCAUAUGUAUAUCAUGGCUCUCCUAUGCUACAAGUCAACAAUAUUGAACAGUGCUGUAAAGAGCAAUCAAUAGUAAAUAGUAAAAGUGAAAAGAAACUUAAAGACGAUACUAAGACACUUCCAUCAACAGCUCAGUUGGAAGUAAUCAGAGAGAGACUUUCAUUUGAGCUUCCAGACUUUUUUACUGCAAAGCAGAGUUAUAGUAUUUACAGUGAUAAUAUUGUCUUCGAAAACAAACUAUUAAAUAUUAAAGUCAGGGGUUUAACAUCAUACAAAAUGAUGGUCGCUACGAUGAAAGGAAUGUGCAGAGCUUACUGCUGUAAUUUAGUUUUUGAUGUACUCAAAAUUACCAAGCAUCACGACGAUGGAACUAUUCGUAUUAGAUGGAGAGUAACUGGACUUCCACGACAUCAAGUUGCAUUACUAAUUUGGCCAUUUAUUCAAUCGCCCAAAUGCAGAUAUUUUGAAUGCUUUUCGGUCUUACGGGUUGGAAUUAAUGGUGUAAUUAAUCACCAUCGCCUAGACAAGGUUACGCCUUCUGAUUAUCCUGAGACUACUCAGCGAAAUCUAUGGCUACCGGUCUAG
Molecule: messenger RNA, 1248 nt
Organism: Trichoplax adhaerens
Lineage: Eukaryota; Metazoa; Placozoa; Uniplacotomia; Trichoplacea; Trichoplacidae
Exons: 8
Coding region: 1-1248 (415 amino acids)
Source: RefSeq, a predicted model, not a curated record